CUUUGCGCUAAACUUCACUUGGGUGUAUGAACGACUCGUCAUUUUUCUAGUACAUACAUAGAAUAAACUAACAUUUACAAAAAAAAUUCAAUACAACCAUAAAAUGGACGAUACUGAGGACUAUUGUGCAAUUUGUCUGUGCCGCAAACAUCGCAUUGUAAGCACCCCAUGCAAGCACACAUUUUGUAAGCGCUGUCUCAAGAAGGUCUACGAUGUCUGCCCCACCAAGGUCUGUCCGCUGUGUCGAGCUCCUUUCGAGUAUUAUAUUCGUGAACGUGGCUCUGGCAUAAAGAUCGUAUUUUUGACAUAGUGGCCUGUGCCAAUAGUCGAAGUUGACAAUAACUGUCUAACCAUAAUGUUUAGUUAAUUAAAUUUAGCGGUUUUUAUAUUUAAA
Molecule: messenger RNA, 394 nt
Organism: Drosophila montana
Lineage: Eukaryota; Metazoa; Arthropoda; Insecta; Diptera; Drosophilidae
Product: E3 ubiquitin-protein ligase RNF166
Exons: 2
Coding region: 104-310 (68 amino acids)
Source: RefSeq, a predicted model, not a curated record